CUGGGCGGGGCUGAGGAAGCGGAAGCCCUUCUGCCCCUCACGGAAACUGCCGGUGGAGCUCCGGGAGCCAUGGCUGACGAGGAGGAGGAUGUUCCGUUUGAGGAAGACGCGGAAGAAGCCGGUGGGGGUCUGGACGGCGGACAAGGCAAGAGGAAGAGGCUGUUCUCCAAAGAACUAAGAUGCAUGAUGUAUGGAUUUGGGGAUGACCAGAACCCUUACACAGAAUCUGUGGACAUUCUUGAGGACUUGGUAAUAGAGUUUAUCACAGAAAUGACUCACAAGGCUAUGUCAAUUGGACGGCAGGGUCGCGUGCAGGUUGAGGACAUUGUCUUUCUAAUCCGCAAGGACCCCCGGAAGUUUGCCAGAGUUAAAGACCUCCUAACUAUGAAUGAAGAACUGAAACGAGCCAGAAAGGCCUUUGAUGAAGCCAACUAUGGAUCUUGAAUCUGUGGGCAGGCUGCACUGGGUCUUUACUUGGGCACCUGCUUGCCCAAAAGGAAGAAACAUCACAUGUGGUGUUCGGAGGGGUUAUUGAGGAUGGAGGUCACUGCUGGGAUGUCUGCCCUCACUUACAGUGUUUUCUCAAAAGUAUUCAAGCAUCUGAAUGUUAUCUGAGUGUAUGCGGUAUAUUUACAUAUUUUUAUGCCAUUUUAUGAUGUGAGAAAAGAGCUCUGAAGAUUCUGGUAAUGGCAGGGAGUCUGAAGUAGAAUUAUGUUGAAUCAGAUCUCUCAAGGCCUAAUGCUGGGUGAUCCUCUGCAACUACUUCAGUUAUCACUAGGUACACUCCCAUGACAGGAAAUCCAGAAAAUAAAUCUUAGUUAACUGGACAAAGUAUUUGAGGCCAAAAUUCUAUAAAAAUUCUACUCUUUGCUUCAUAUAUGCCCUCUGAAUAAAACAUUUUAAGUUUGUGCUCA
Messenger RNA from Calypte anna (Anna's hummingbird), 914 nucleotides. RefSeq names its product TATA-box binding protein associated factor 13 (gene TAF13). Lineage: Eukaryota; Metazoa; Chordata; Aves; Apodiformes; Trochilidae. The transcript has 4 exons. Bases 70 to 444 code for a protein of 124 amino acids. Gene Ontology annotation, cellular component: transcription factor TFIID complex. Gene Ontology annotation, molecular function: protein heterodimerization activity. The record is from RefSeq and is a predicted model, not a curated record. Gene Ontology annotation, biological process: transcription by RNA polymerase II.